CUCGCACACAGGUUGUGUGAAGUCUUUAUUGUCUGCCACUCCCUAUUUCUUAACUCACCGCUUGCCGCAAUCAUCAACGACUUUCACCUUCUAACGACCCCACGCUCCCUCACAAACAUGAAGCUCUCCGUGCUCUUUGCUAUCGUCCUUGUUAACUUCGCUGCUGCGACGUACGUCCCCCGUGCGGCGCCUGGCACGCAGUUCAUUACUGGCCCCUGCUCUGGCGAUAUCGACUGUGCCUCUGGCUGCUGUGGCUUCAAGAGUGGCAAAUGUGCCGGUGCUAUCGUCGCUCAGGAGCGCGAUGGAGGUUGCGGUUUCGGGGACCCACAGCCCAACGAUAACGCCGCUCGCAAGCUCCGGGGCGAGGCUCCUGCCUCCUCUGCUCCAGCAGUGUCUACCUCGUCCUCAUCUGCGGUUUCAGCCUCCUCUGCCCCGGCGGCUGUGUCUACCGUCUCUUCUGCGCCUACAACGCCCGCGCCUUCCGUCGCACCCGGCAGCCAGUUCAUCACUGGACCCUGUACGAGCGACGCUGAUUGCGCGUCGGGCUGCUGUGGUUUCAACACGGGCAAGUGCGCCGGGGCCAUUGUCGCACAGGAGCGUGACGGCGGUUGCGGCUUCGGCGAUGCUCAACCCAACGACAACGCUGCCCGUAAGCUGCGCGGUGAGGCUCCCGCCUCUUCCUCCGCUCCCGUGGCGUCUUCGUCCUCUGCUUCUGCAGCCUCCGUUUCCUCCACUGCGGUGGUGCCUUCGGCCAGCUCUGUUGCUCCUACUACGCCUGCACCCUCGGUCGCUCCUGGAAGCCAGUUCAUCACCGGUCCGUGCACCAGCGACGCGGAUUGCGCGUCGGGUUGCUGUGGCUUCAAGAGCGGCAAGUGCGCUGGCGCCAUUGUUGCGCAGGAGCGCGACGGUGGCUGUGGUUUUGGCGACGCUCAGCCCAACGACAACGCGGCUCGCAAGCUCCGGGGAGAGGCAUGAGUUGGUGUGUGGUCAUAAGUUGAGGAUCUAUGCAAGAUGUGGAAGGAUAGGAGUAAAUUAUUCGCAGACACUGUAGACUGAAUACAUCUUCAGUUCAUCGUCGCUGUAGUUAGUGUAGUAGUAUCAGUUGAACGAGCUUGCGGAAGCACUGAGCAAGGGUACCUAGAGAAUGCGCCACAGCGAACUCGUCCUGGC
This is a messenger RNA of Dichomitus squalens LYAD-421 SS1, 1170 nucleotides long. RefSeq lists its product as uncharacterized. The record is from RefSeq and is a predicted model, not a curated record. NCBI's taxonomy places the organism in Eukaryota, Fungi, Basidiomycota, Agaricomycetes, Polyporales, Polyporaceae. The transcript has 3 exons. Bases 118 to 975 code for a protein of 285 amino acids.